AUGAAAAUUUUAGAUAAAGAAAAAUUAGGAACGAUAGCUGGGAUUUCGAACUUACAUGAAUGGACAUGGCCAUCUGACAAAAAUAAUAUGAAAUAUAUACGUGCUAGAGCAAUGCCAAAAAUUG
This is a messenger RNA of Cetraspora pellucida, 124 nucleotides long. NCBI's taxonomy places the organism in Eukaryota, Fungi, Glomeromycota, Glomeromycetes, Diversisporales, Gigasporaceae. The record is from the annotation of a GenBank genome assembly.